AUGGAUCCUCAAAGCUUAGUGCCUUUUCCGCCCCUCGCGACAGUCGAGCAACUCAUUCUGAACGAGAAACGCGGAAAUUGCGUCCCAAUAUUUGUACAACUUCCAGCAGACUUGCUCACACCAUGUACCGCCUAUCUGAAGAUUGCAAAAGACUCGAAAUACAGCUUCUUGCUCGAAUCAAUUAUCGCAGGGGAGAACAUUGCACGGUAUAGCUUUAUCGGCGCUGACCCAAUAAAGGUCAUCAAGACAGGGCCUAGGGAAGAGGCUACUGGUGAUCCUAUGAAUGUCCUGCAGAAAGAGCUUGCAGCAUAUCACUACGUCAAGAUACCCGAAGUACCGACGUUUACGGGUGGUGCAAUUGGAUACGUCUCUUACGACUGCAUCCAAUACUUCGAACCAAAAACUUCAUGCCAGGUCAAGGAUCCACUCGGUAUUCCCGAAGCAUUCUUCAUGCUUGCAGAUACGAUCGUCAUAUACGACCACUUGUUCCAGAAUAUUAAAGUUGUCUCACACGUCUUCUCGGCAACGAAUUCACCGCAAAUGAACCUCUCGUUUGCGUAUAAUUCAGCGGUGGAGAAAACCCGAAGGAUUGCACGUAUCCUGCUUUCGACCGCGCCCAUUCCCGAACCUCUGCAGCCACCGAUUGUGACUGGCCAGCACCCGACAUCGAACGUUGGGAGAGAUGGUUACGAGGCAUUCGUAACGAAGCUCAAGCAGCGCAUCGUCGCAGGCGAUAUCAUUCAGGCAGUGCCUUCACAGCGCCUUGCGCGCCCAACCACCCUGCAUCCUUUCAAUGCAUAUCGUCAAUUGCGACAAGUGAAUCCGAGUCCAUACAUGUUCUAUGUGGAUUGCGGGGAUGUACAAGUCGUAGGCGCGAGUCCAGAGACACUCUGUAAGGUGGAACGGAACAAGGUUUACAAUCAUGCUAUCGCUGGCACGACGAAACGAGGUAAAACUCCUGAAGAGGACGAGAGGCUCGGGAACGAGCUUCAAUCGUCUGAGAAGGACCGCUCCGAGCAUAUCAUGCUUGUUGACCUUGCGCGGAACGAUGUAAAUCGCGUAUGCCAAGCGAAGACCGUGAAAGUGGACCAUCUCAUGCGCUUGGAAAAGUUCAGCCAUGUCAUUCACUUAACUUCGCAGGUCUCCGGUAUUCUGCGAGAUGGGUUGACUCGGUUUGAUGCUUUCCGCUCCAUCUUCCCUGCUGGCACAGUUUCAGGUGCGCCGAAGAUCAAGGCAAUUGAACUUAUUUACUCGCUGGAACGAGAAAAGCGAGGUGUAUAUGCUGGUGCUGUUGGUCGUUGGGACUUCGCACAGGAUGAAAUGGAUACUUGCAUUGCGAUUCGUACGAUGCUGUUCAAGGACGGUGUUGCCUACUUGCAGGCGGGAGGAGGCAUCGUAUUUGACAGUGUGGAGGAAGACGAGUAUGUUGAGACGGUGAAUAAGUUAAAGGGAAACUUGAGCGCCUUAGAGGCUGCAGAAGCUUAUUGGCUGAAAAUUCAACAAGCACAAUCGCACAGUACUGCAGCGUCGUAG
Fomitiporia mediterranea MF3/22 is the source of this 1533-nucleotide messenger RNA. RefSeq names its product anthranilate synthase component. Gene Ontology annotation, biological process: L-tryptophan biosynthetic process. Gene Ontology annotation, molecular function: anthranilate synthase activity. Bases 1 to 1533 code for a protein of 510 amino acids. The record is from RefSeq and is a predicted model, not a curated record. NCBI's taxonomy places the organism in Eukaryota, Fungi, Basidiomycota, Agaricomycetes, Hymenochaetales, Hymenochaetaceae. The transcript is spliced from 6 exons.